Molecule: messenger RNA, 5027 nt
Organism: Podarcis muralis (Common wall lizard)
Lineage: Eukaryota; Metazoa; Chordata; Lepidosauria; Squamata; Lacertidae
Gene: PRR5L
Product: proline rich 5 like
Biological process (GO): TORC2 signaling
Cellular component (GO): TORC2 complex
Source: RefSeq, a predicted model, not a curated record
UUGGCUUCGCCGUCAAAACAAAACGCAGGGGCAGCUUCUCCUUUGUGCGCUCCGAGCCAACGCAGGUUUCCUCGGAAGGAAGAGGGAAUUACUCUGGAGUAAAUGUGCACAAGAUCCCGAUCCCACCGGCCCUUACACGGAAGUAAUGCCCUCUUUGCUGGGAAGGAAUCCCGCCUCCUCCCUUUCGAAGUGGGCUUAAGAUUCCAGCCUUAAACGCGGCAACGCGGAAUUUGUAGGUUGAAUUUUGCUUUUGAAAGGUGGGGGGAAAGGCAUUAUCUCUGGCAUUUUCUAUUGCCCCCCACCACAAGCUGCUUCCUGGAUCCUUUCCACCUGAACUUAUGACCAAGGAUUCCACCAUAGCCCCAGCUCUUGCUUUCCAGUUCCAGAAGAUGGGCUCAUUCCGGAGGCCCCGGCCACGUUUCAUGAGCUCCCCGGUACUGACCGAUUUGCCACGGUUCCUGGCAGCUCGGCAGUCUCUGCAGCUUAGCUCCAACUCUGCCUGGAACAGUGUUCAAACAGCAGUGAUCAAUGUGUUCAAAGGGGGAGGCUUGCAAAACAAUGAACUCUACAUCCUCAAUGAAAAUGUAAGGCGAUUGUUGAAGAGUGAACUUGGAUCCUUCAUCACAGACUAUUUCCAGAACCAGCUCCUUUCGAAGGGCUUGCUGUUCAUGGAGGAGAAGGUUAAACUUUGUGAAGAAGAGAAUCGCAUUGACAUACUAUCUGAACUCUGGGAUCACUUCUUCACAGAGACUCUUCCCACACUCCAGGCUAUAUUUUACCCUGUUCAGGGCCAAGAAUUGACUAUUCGCCAGAUUGCGUUGCUCGGCUUCCGAGAUUUGGUCUUACUAAGAGUGAAUUUGGAUGAGAUUCUUCCUCGGGUCCAAACCAAGCUUCCACCUUCCAUUGUCCAGAUGCUGCUGAUUUUACAGGGAGUACAUGAACCUACAGGUCCCAGUAAGGCCUUCAUGCAGUUGGAGGAGCUUGUUAAACUCGUGGUCUCCCCAUACCUCGGUUUGUGCGAAGAACACUGCUUCCCUGGUAGUACAUGUGCUCUGGAGAGAAGGUAUCAUAGACCUCGUGCCAAACCCAAUGGGCUGAGCUUCUCUUCUCACGCUGUGGCAGACCGACAAGUCAGCGAGACUGCCUUGACGCCUCUGACUGAGCAGGAGGGCGAGGCAUAUCUGGAGAAGUGUGGGAACAUCCGUCGCCACACUGUUGCCAACGCUCACUCUGAUAUCCAGCUGUUGGCCAUGGCUUCCAUUAUGCACUCUGGGAUGGUGGUGGAGGAACCAGACAGUGGCGACACAUGCCUCCUCCUGCAGCCCAGCUUAAACCACAGGCAAUGUUCCAGUGAGCCCACGAUAGUAGAUGGACCGGAAGGGCUGGGGACAGCAUCCAUGCAGGAACCCACAGAACUGAACUGCACAUCUGUCUGCUGAAAUGCCAUGUGGAGGGACGAAGGACCAAGUGUGUUAGGCAAACCAUUGUUUUGUCAUUUGCUGAGAACAGUGGAGGAGUCAAACUCCAGAAAUGAGAUCAACAUGCCAUGUCCUAUCUUAAUAUUGGAAGACUUUUUGGAAAUAAUAGUUUCCAGGCCAGGUUCUAAUUUUAUGUGGCUUAUAUAUAUUGUUUUCAAGGUACAAAGCUGCUACAUUCAAGCAUUCCAACAUCCCUUCCCUUUUCUCUGGAUUUUUCAGACCUUUUCUCCUCCUGAGUCGGUCUUUCACUCUUUUGUCGCAUCUUAUGUGUGGUGUCCUAUGAAAUCAGGGGAGAAUGGUCAAUAAUAUUAGGCACACACUUUCCCCUAGCGACACUCUAUGGCACAUGCAGGAGGCCAGCUAUGAAGCAUGCUGGUUCAAGUCUUGAACCAUCAGGAUGGGUGAAACUGCACCCAAUUUCCAGAGUUAGAACUCUAUAAUAUACUGAACGAACAUUGCCUCAUUCUGCAGCAAAAGCUGGUGACCAGGUUGCACAAGCCAUUUCUGAAUGUUGGGGAUUUUGAGGUUUUCUUUUCAGCAUUGCUCUUCUCAGGGAUCCCUUAAGUAUAUUCCAAAGAAAAACCUAAGCUCAACUUCCACAGUCUAAUUCCUUCCAGUUGUUGGACUCCAAUUCCCAUCAGCUCCAGCCAGCAUAGUCAAUGGUCUGGUGAUGGGAGUUGGAGUCCAGUGACAUCUGGAAGGAACUAGGCUGGGAAAGACUCUAUAAAUUUUUAGAUUCCAGGAGACACAAUUGGAGAAGAGGCCGUUUUAAAGGAUCUCAUGCUAAGGAACUUGUGGGUGGUAUUUAACUAAGUUUUACUCAGAGGAGACCCGCUGAAAUUAAUGAAUCUACAAUAAUUUAGUUAUGUUGGUUACUUUAAGUGGGACCACUAUGGAGUGGCAAUGGUGCUAUGCAUGUAUUAACAUGUAGAACUGAGAACUGUCUACCCUUCCCAUUGUUUCCAAGAAUGAAAGAAACCCAGCUUUCUUACUAAUCAAUGGGAUUCCAUUACAUAUGGGAAACUUUAGGCUGAUGGGGAUCUAACCUCGUUUGGGGGCAACACUCCUCCUCUUGUAAAACAGGGCCAUUUGUUGACUGGUAUGGAGAAUGUGUAAUGCCUUCUAUACUUAUGUUCAUACAUCUGACACAAAGCUCAGCACUAGGACAGACUUGCUUUCUGGAAGCUGUGUAGUGGUGUCUUUCUGGAGUCCAGGGUUCCAGUUUCUAGAAACCUGAUGCUUCAGUCACAACACAGUUCUGUUACCAAAUACCUUUGGUAAUCCAAGUUAUCAUGGGGGUGGGUAGGGGUGAUGUUCCUCAGGUUCUCCUUCUCCCAAUGAGGGUGAUUCCAAGAACCUGUUAGCAACUGAAAUAGCCAGAUUUUUACUUUAAAAAAAUCAAGCAUCAUAAUCGUGUGUGAAAGUUGUUCUGCAACAGUUACCUCUUUAUGGAAGUAGAAUGCAACCCAAGGAAUUAAAUUCAGUCUUGAUAAAAUUAAGGAGCAGGGCCAGGGAUGGUCACAUUAGACCAAUAGGUGCAGACAAGAGACAAUGCCUCUUGGAUUAUUUGGCUUCAGAGGUCCAGAAUGAUGAACGAACUUUUAAGCUGUAAAAGGGCCAGCUUAAUAAAAUGAAUGGGGUUGUGGGGUGGCCAGGCCCUAAUAAGGGCUCCCAAUGAGAUAUAAACAAAAGCUAGGUAAAUCCUAGUCUUAAAGUCUGAUUCUCAACUGCAAGUGUAUAGGCUUACAGCCUUCACUCUAUAAAAUGUUCCAAGUAACUAAUUUGGAAUGAAGGAUAACAUUUCUCCUUUAUUCUUCCGCUACAUGUCCAUUUCUGGUUUUGAUUUGAAUGUAUAUGUUAAAACACAUGUAUAAUUUCCCAAGUAUGCUUGCCCCUGUGGAAUUGUGCCAAGCCACAGUGAUGGUUACCACUCAAGUCCAUGGCAAGGAUUAACUUGGUAAGAGAGCUUUACUCUGAAUAUCUAAUGGAAGCUCACAAAGAAGGAAAAAGUUAAUGUUUGGAAAUGUGGUAGGAACUGGUGUUGAGUCCUCAAAUAGAAAUCCUUUUAUUUAAUUGGAAUCUUUGUUGCCUGCCUUCAUUUUACAUAUUCACAAGAAACAGCUUUGAUGAAGCCUACUGCAGAGAUGUCUGUGUUUUCUCAUGCCUAUCCACUGCAUUGUCUUCUGCUUGCCUUAAUUUGCUGAAAUCCCCGUUAUAUUACAUCCACUUGGCCUUCUCCUCCCCAUGUGUGCGCACAAGUGUACAUUCUUUCUCUGUUGCUCAUAGGUAUAGUUCCCACAGACAUUCAUUUCUUUCUUCUUCCAUCCAACCACCAAUUCUCCCAAUCAAGGGUGUGUGCUUGUGGGUCUAUUAAGCCUCAAAGUACAGUAAACAUGGCAGUGAAGGAAGUCAGCUGAAAGGCUGACUAAGCAAUAGUCUAGCAGAGCCAAACUUCACGCACCAUCUUCUCAGCAAGUUUUGUGUUACCAAGAGCAGGCCUAAUGUAUAAUUACAAACAUAUUAGUGGAUCUGUUGUGGGACCACACAUAGCCACAGUUUUUCCUCUGCUAAAACCUUGCAUCUACCUUCUUCCAGAACGAAAACCUUUGCUGCCUUCCAGGAAAACGUGGCACAGAUCAGUAGCAGGGCACAUGUUUUGCAUGCUGAGAACACUGAGCUUCAAUCCCUAGCAUCUCUAGUUAAAAGAUCAGGUAUGUAGUUGACGAUGGGAAAGACUCCCUCUGGAGAGCUGCAACCAGUAGACAGUAUUGGACUGACCAGACAAACAGACUGGCCUGCUAUAAAGCAUCACAUCAGCGAGGCCAAGAGGGGGGGGGUCUUGUCAUCUGGGCAGCCCAGGACGUCCAUAUGCACUGCCCAGGCUUGAACCCUGGGGAGGUCACUUUGGUGCUGCUAACACAGCAGUUUGACUUCACCCCUAGAGACAUUCCCAGCAAGACAGAUGCCCAGCAGCAACACAGCAAGCAGAAGGUGCAUUGGAAUCACACCUGGAAUACUGUCAACCAUAUUUGCAACUGCCCUUUAGACCCAUGUAGCAAUAACCAGGACACCCACUUGCCUGUCCACUUGUGGCAGCCCCUAUGGCUUCAGCUUAAUCCAUGGUCAGUAUUUUCUCAAGAUACUGCCAUGGAGCUCCAAGAGAUUUCUUUAAAGGGGGCCUCCCACUGAAUGCCGUUCUUUUUAGUGAAAAUUCCCCUCUCUCCCUCCUGAGCAGUAUGAAUUAUUUUCUUGAAAACAAAUGCCGCCUCCCAAAAUUGAAUGAGGCCAGUUUCUAUAUUAAUUUUUAAUCUGGGCACAGCUCAUAAAUCCCUCCCUAAUAAUGCUCUGUCAUUGCUAGCAGCAGGUGCCUCGCAGCAGGGGGAAGCAUGUGGAGUCAUCAUUUGAAAAGGAGCUGCUGCCUCCCUCCUUUGGGUUUUCAUUCACCCUGGUCUGAAUAAAGAAAAUCAGAUUUGGACACCCCUAAUAAAUGAAUCACCUUGAUCUUACAGACAGAGGGCUUGUGAAAAUUUUAUGGAGUUUUCUUCGGGG